Ectocarpus siliculosus is the source of this 1394-nucleotide messenger RNA. NCBI's taxonomy places the organism in Eukaryota, Phaeophyceae, Ectocarpales, Ectocarpaceae. The record is from the annotation of a GenBank genome assembly.
AUGCCGCCCUUGGGGCUGUUCGCAGUCCCCACGGCGGAGAAAAGACCCGAUCGAGUGCCCAGGGCAUGUUUGGUCGCCUCGAAGGCAAUUCCCCAGGCUGCAGAAGAGGUUUAGCGGCAGCGGUCGCGGUUGUACCGGCAGCCUUCCUGAAAACUGUUAACGGUAGCAUUCGUCAUCCGACAAGCAAUGCGGUACGGUGGCAAGGGCAAGAGUAAAUAUCCAAGGCUCCUCUAGGGAACGAUUUCUCAAUUCGGUAACAAUUGGUACGGGAAUCAGCGAACACGGUAUUUGGGUGGUAACUGGCCAUCAUGGUAACGUUUGGGUGGUAACUGGCCACCACGGUAAUGCACGGUAGUAAUUGGGUCGUAACCGCCCAGCACGGUAACUCCCGUACGGGAACUAGCCACCACGGGAAUGCACGGUAAUAUUUGGGUGGUAACUCGGCACCACGGUAAUGCCGCGGUAACGGGCCACCACGGUAAUCCACCACGGUAAUGCACGGUAACGUAGGAUGGACACUCCACAAAGCGAUGCACUGCAACAGCUGUGUUGCGCUUUUUUUUCAGUGCGCGUGACACCGAAACAGCGCCUUCCACAAAGAACACGAAACACACUAAUGGAACCUAUCGCAUUUCGUUCUUCAAUUGUUUUGAGACUACAGGCGAAAAUCUCGAGGUCAAGUUACCGAAAGACGAGGCAAAAGACAAAGGAUAAAACGAACGAACUACAUCAGUUCGUCAAGAGCGACACCUCGAAAUAUCCAUCACUUGAUCACUAACUAACCAUAUCUCAACUACGUGAGGAUUGAACGCACCAAACUUAUCUGCCAGACGAUGCAUAAACCACCAGCUACCACGUACAUACAUAUCGAGCUCAACGACACAAGCAUGGUGUACCGUAUCUGCGUCACACCGCAGGCAAGCAGUUCAAACACAACAAACAAACAAAAAUAUAUGCAUACCACACUACGGCAAUACAAUACUCAAAACCAAUAUUCGAAGACUCAAGACACAAAAAAGACAAGGUUCUCCUUUCGUUUGAUGGAUCGAUAGAAGCGAGAUAAAAAAAGAAAAUAAAAAAAGAAUAGGCGACGAUUUUUUUUUUUCGUCUUCACUUCAAAUCAGCGCUCACAGCACUAGUGCCGUUUACUCCAACCCGUGGUCACACAGAAGAGCCCCUCUCUCUACCCUCCCCUCCUGCGGUACGUUGCCUUCGACUUUUAAUGCGAGAAGAGUUCAGCACUCUCCUCCCUCUGUGUACACACGAACUAGCGCUAUCCACUAGGCCAGGAGCGGAAGCGAGAGAAAAACUCACUUUACAAGAAAAGUUCGCUUACGCCGUGAUCCGAACCCCUGACCUGACCUCUAGAAGGAGAAGGCCAUUUGCUCGGUAAU